UCAUUCGGUGUUCUGGGCUUAGCAAAUCCUCCGCAGUACCUUCCAGAUGUUUGCCAAAAUUCCCAAUGUGCUUAAUAAUGCGACAUGAGUUUACCAAGCCGGAUGACCAAUCGAUCCACCCACCGUCUCUUCAAGAACAACAAUAUUGAGUGUUGAACUGGGGGAGGAGUUGCAGAAUUGAAUGGAAUUCAUAAAGUUUCUUUGGGUUACUCUGUGGAUUUGACAGUAGAGUUAGAGAAGGAAGAUGAUUACAUCCAGUAGAUCACUCUCUUUGUUUCGCACGGAUAAUGGUAUUAGGUUUCUAAGAAAAUGGGAGCCUUACCAGAUGAUUCUUAGUAGUGUGCUUAGCCGUUUUGAGUCAAACUGGUCAAACAGAAAGAGGAUUGGAAGUGAUGUUAUCAAAGGAGAGAGCGAAGCAUCCCAAGUGCCGGCGAAAUCUUUUAAAGGCAGGAAUGCUGAUGAUAUUGAACCUACAUGCAGUGAUUACAAUAUUGAGAACGAUAAUUUUACCAGCAAAAAGUGGAAAUUUGAACCGGUUUGGCUUUCUAAAGCUCUAGAGUCCGCUUUUCAACUAUGGAACGGAAAUGGAGACAAACCCCCACCUAUCAACAGGUCUCUUGCAGAGAUCUAUGCUAGCAUUCAACGGAGCAAGCUUGGUCUUCAAGACUGGAGUCUUAGUGAUCUUACCAUAGGCCUUUAUCUUAUAUAUAUCCAGCAAGCAUCCACUAACACUCUUGAGGACAUUAAGGGUGAACUGAUAUCUUCUGAAUCAGUUGUCCAUGAUCUUAAGUACCACACUGAACUAGCAAAGGUUGACAAGAGAAAAAGACUCGUCAUACUUGGAAUCCGUGGCUAUUCAACACACUUCGGGAGUGCUGAGGCUGCCCGUUGGUUUCUUACUCAUGAGAUGGACACUCUAAGGAAAUGCCUAAAGAAACACAAGGGGUUUAGGUUAAGGCUGGUGGGUCAUUCUCUUGGAGGUGCAAUAGCAUCAUUGUUGGCGAUAAUGCUCCGUAAGAAGUCUCAGCAGGAGCUUGGAUUUAACCCUGAUAUUGUAACUGCAGUUGGAAUUGCAACCCCACCUUGCGUCUCCAGAGAUCUUGCUGAAAAGUGCUGUGAGUAUGUUGUAACCGUGGUCAUGCAGGAUGACAUUAUUCCUAGGCUUAGUGUUGCUUCUCUCACAAGGCUACGAAAUGAAGUUAUUCAAACUGACUGGAGUAGUGUAUUUGAGAAGGAAGAAUGGAAAGGUGUGGUGCAUUUGUUUACAAAUGCAAAGCAGGUUGUCUUUUCCAUCCAAGAUGUGGCUCGGAAGCUGGCUGACUAUGCCAAGUCUGGAGGCCAAACAACACACUCUGGUGUUGUCCCAGAAAAGAAAUUCACCAGUGCGCCACCUUCCUCCACCACAACAUCAAGCAGUAAUGGUGCUUCUAUAGUAAAAAAGGAAGAGGAACUGUUUGUGCCAGGGGCGUCGACGUCAAAGAAAGAGUCAAGUUUGAAGCGUCGCCGCCGAUCGACGCCGGAGAGAGCUUUAUCAGAUCGGAUGCGGAAGUUGUUAGAAGAGAAGAUAUCGUUUCCAAAUCUAUCCAAGUGCCGACGGAAAUACAUCAACCACAGCAUCGUCGGCGGCGAUUACCAACGCCCUCACCCGCGUCCUCUAAAGAAGGAAUAUAAAAUUGGCUCAUAUUUUGACAGCGAAUGCCCCUUUUAUUCUAAAUCCUUCACAGAUGUGCCCAAAGUUGAGGAAGGCAAACCCCUGAAUGUUUUAGAUUUGCUAGGGCAUAACCUCUUGAGGUUUAGCACUAGUAGCCAAAACGUUCAUAGCACUCUGCCCACCAAAUUCACAAGUUAUGUGGGUUCACGAGAUCUGAAUAUGGGUUACGAUCGUGGUAUGCGUAUGCCUAACUCGGGCAUGAGUAUACCAGGCAAGGGUCAUAGUAAUGUUCUAAGGGGUCAAUCCCCUGUAUUGAGACGCUGUGUUAAUAGUCUCAGCAGUGGGGUUUUGGCAUCUACCACUAGCACAAUGACAGGCACAGUGAAUGCUACCAUGGAAAGCACCCUAAGCCUAAUGGGUAAAUACGUAAUGAUUUGUUGCGUGUUUGUGCCAUCAAUAUGGUCUUCAAAAGACGGGCCCAGGGUUUAUCACGCUGCUUUAGCUUCUCAUGAACUCGCGAGAAGAGAUGAUUUUGUGCUUGUGGUGGUGCCAAUGAUGAGGAGCGGUUUCACUCAUUCUUACUCUGCCUAUCAACACUUCUUGUCGGGCUUUUCCUGUCAUGCCGUCCCUUUUGAAGACUCUCAUCGGCGUGAGUACAUUUGCUCAGCACUUGGGUUUGAUGGUGAGAUUAAAUGUUUGAUUCUAGAUCCAUCUCAGGAGGUGCUCUACCAUGGUUGGCUGCUAGAGGUGUUUGAUAUGUUUGGAGGAGCUGAGCAUGAUUGCUUCCCCUUCACUUUGGAGAGUGUGAAUAAUUUUGAUGACCGUGAUGAUGUUUUUGAGGAUCGCUCCCUCAAUGAGCUUUUGGGUCUUAGAGACACCGAUUUUCUCUACAAUAUUGAAUAUCUCGCUGGCAGCAGGUUGCGGGAGGAUAGUCGUAUUACUAUUUCAGACCUUAAACAAAAGUUUGUGGGGCUUUACGUGUACUCUGAUGGAACAAGUUUACGGGCGCUUCAGGAGCUUCACGAGAAAUGUAGAUCUCUAAAGUAUGAGCUUAAGAUUGUGGUGGUGAGCUGUCCCUUCCAUGAGCAGUUGCCCCCAAAGUUGCAUGAGGAGUUACUCAUUGAUGCUCUGGCAAGAAAAAAGCUGCUAGGUUGGUGGUUUUUUCACUUUGACAACACUAUAUGCCUGUCCGACGCUGCUUACACACUUCAACUGUCGCCAGUACUUCCAAAAAAGUAUCACCUAGGGUUACUUUUCAUACAACAUCCAUAUGGAUUACCAGUUUUCAGUGACUUUGGCAUGGACGGUUAUCCCUUCAUCAGGAGGAAAGUGAUCGAGAAGGAAUUUGAAAGGAAAAUGGGUCUGAGAUUGAACUCAUUACUACCUUGUGAAUAUUUUACUACCAGUGUUCAUCCCCACUUCAGGUUAUCUGUUCCUAUAGCAAAGCUUGAGAACAAGAUUGUCAUUGUUUAUCUAUACAGAGAGACGCGGAAAUAUUUUGCCAAUAAACUGGCUGCAUGGUAUGAAAAGAAUAUUAGGAAAAAGCAUUCAAAUGUUGAAGUGGUUGCUGUAAGCAUAGAUGGUUGUAGGAACCCCACCACUGAAGAGUACUUCAUGGGAAUGGGGUGGUUGAUAUACCCUACAGACCCAUCUAAGUCAGCCAAAAUUUGUCAAGAAUUCUUCCAUCCUCGCUGUAGGGCAUUGGAGGUAGUUUUUGCAUUUGGUGAGGAUGGGCUGAUUCAAUCUGUGGAUGCUUCUCAUAUUCUGGAAUCUAAAGGCCCUCCUUUCUAUGGCGAUCUACGUGAGGAGAUAGCUGAGGAAUUUUGUGACAGUGGGGGGUUUGAUUACAUGGACUGGUGAUUAUGAAGGGUUUGCAUGCAUUUGAUUUUGGAAUUGAUGUCCAGGAUGAUUAUGUAAUCUAAUCAGAUUGUGUGAUUUGGUUUAGUUAAUUAGAUAGGGUAGCCGUUUAAUUUAAUUAUUGAGAUCCAUUUGUAGGUAGUUGUAAUUGUAGUUAGAAGUGUUGACUGCAAUUAUUACUUUUCAAGGGUUUUCUUUUCGGUUCUUUCUCUUGAUGUAUUUAUUGAACCGAUUAAACAAAAAUUUGCUAAUGAU
Molecule: messenger RNA, 3763 nt
Organism: Cuscuta campestris
Lineage: Eukaryota; Viridiplantae; Streptophyta; Magnoliopsida; Solanales; Convolvulaceae
Source: the annotation of a GenBank genome assembly